UGCUCUCGGUACUGACAUAUGUGCGCAGGAUGCAACAUGUACAAAUACAGAAGGGGCAUUUAGCUGUACAUGUAAUAGCGGCUAUUCAGGAGAUGGUGUUACCUGUGAUGACGAUGACGAAUGUGCUCUCGGUACUGAUAACUGUGCGCAGGAUGCAACAUGUACAAAUACAGAAGGGGCAUUUAGCUGUACAUGUAAUAGCGGCUAUUCAGGAGAUGGUGUUACCUGUGAUGACGAUGACGAAUGUGUUCUCGGUACUGAUAAUUGUGCGCAGGAUGCAACAUGUACAAAUACAGAAGGGGCAUUUAGCUGUACAUGUAAUAGCGGCUAUUCAGGAGAUGGUGUUACCUGUGAUGACGAUGAAGAAUGUGCCCCUCGGUACUGAAAAACGUGCGCAGGAAUCAACAUGUACAAAUACAGAAGGGGCAUUUAGCUGUACAUGUAAUAGCGGCUAUUCAGGAGAUGGUGUUACCUGUGAUGACAAGACGAAUUUUGUUCUCGGUACUGAUAACUGUUCGCAGGAUGCAACAUGUACAAAUACAGAAGGGGCAUUUAGCUGUACAUGUAAUAGCGGCUAUUCAGGAGAUGGUGUUACCUGUGAUGAUGAUGACGAAUGUUCUCUCGGUACUGAUAACUGUGCGGAGGUUGCAACCUGUACAAAUACACAAGGGGCAUUUAGCUGUACGUGUAAUAGCGGCUAUUCAGGAGAUGGUGUUACCUGUGAUGUUGAUAGUAGCAACGAUACGAUGAUGUUGGUGAUAAUAUUGUCUUCGGUGGUUGUUGGUCUGACACUUGUUAUAAUCCUGCUGUUCAUUUGUUUCUGUCAAUACAGGAGAAAAAUCAAAGGAGCCGCCGAAACCAAUGACAAACCAGUCAAGGAAAAUAGAUUCAGAAAUCAUAAUGUCAUAGCGACAAACAUUCGUUCUACGGUACGGGAAGAAGAGUACGACACAAUAGUGGACGAAUCAGACACAAUAGAUGUUAAUGCAUUACGAGAAACUAAGAACAAAGAUGACGGUUAUCUAGACAUUGAUUUAGUUAACAGAAAUGACCUGAUGCAAACUUAUGAAAAAGGCGUAGUUAGAGAUCAGAUCAAUGAAUGCCUAGAUUUCAAUGCUGUUGGACAAGAUGAACAAGAUCUGCAAGAUGAAUAUGACUACCCAUAUAAAGGGCAUAAAGUAUCUGAAGGAGGUUAUGUGAAUGUCAAUGGAGUAAGGAGAACGUUGCCUGAAAUACCGAAGAACUCUUCAACCACUGGAAAAGAAGGAACAAGUGAUCCAUAUUCUGAAUUGAAACAUAAGAAAUUGCCUGAGCAUGUGUAUGAAAGAAUUGCUGAUAAGGAAGGAUAUCUGAAACCUCUCGGACUUGGAAAUAUGAAACCUGUCGGUCCUUGAUAUUUAGAGUGUGCAGGACCUCGACAUUUGCAUGUCUCGUUGUAGUUCAACAGAGUCGAAACAAUCAAAAAUAAAAAUUACACUUGUUAGCCGGUUUUUCCAACGCAAUCUUUUCCCAGUGACUUAAAUACACGUUACACGUUAGAAACUGCUUAUUUCUACAGUAAACCAUAUACUCUUAUAGUUAAUCUUUUUGUAAACAUCUGUAAAUUUGUCGAGAGCUAAAUAAAUAUUGCAAUGUAUGGAUC
Mercenaria mercenaria is the source of this 1642-nucleotide messenger RNA. RefSeq lists its product as uncharacterized. Lineage: Eukaryota; Metazoa; Mollusca; Bivalvia; Venerida; Veneridae. The record is from RefSeq and is a predicted model, not a curated record. Bases 30 to 1394 code for a protein of 454 amino acids. Gene Ontology annotation, molecular function: calcium ion binding. The transcript is spliced from 9 exons.